Messenger RNA from Toxorhynchites rutilus septentrionalis, 936 nucleotides. Its product is annotated as death-associated protein 1. Gene Ontology annotation, biological process: cellular response to amino acid starvation; apoptotic signaling pathway; negative regulation of autophagy. The transcript has 3 exons. NCBI's taxonomy places the organism in Eukaryota, Metazoa, Arthropoda, Insecta, Diptera, Culicidae. The coding region runs from base 269 to 562 and encodes 97 amino acids. The record is from RefSeq and is a predicted model, not a curated record. Gene Ontology annotation, molecular function: death domain binding.
CGUUUCGUAUAUUCGGUGACUUUGGUUCCAACUCAUAACAAAACUUACUGCGAGUCACAUUGGGUUGUGGGAGAAGUGAAGUUGUAGGCAACGUAAAUAUUUAUAUUGAUUAAUAAUCGUCCCGACUUGUCGUCGUGGAGGUUUUUCCAUACAUUAGCAGAGCAUUCAACAGAAUUAUCGUGUCGUAGUGUGGUGCAACCUGUAGUCACUGAGGGCCUUUUACUAUUUGUGUUUUCAUCGAGUAAUUAUAUUUUCCUGAGAAGGAAAAAUGGCUGAUGAUGAUAAAGGUUUGGUUGCUGGACAUCCUCCCGCGGUUAAAGCCGGUGGAAUGCGAAUUGUGCAACACAAGACACCCAAUCCAGAACGUCCAGCUAAAGACCCUGUUGAGGUGAUUGGCUUAUCGAAUCCAUCCCCAAAUGUGAACACUGGGGAGGUGGUCCAGAGUGCCGCCGCCAGCAAGCAAGAGCAUUCGAUAGAGGCUAGUCAGGUAGCUCACGCCCCGAAGCCACCGGUGCCAGUUCCUCAACGCACAAUCAACAACAUUCAGCAACCCCGGAAGUGAAUGAACGAAGUGAAAACGACCGCAUAACUGUAUAUUAUCUCAGAUGUUUCGUUUUAUGUAUUGUUGAACGCAUCAUCUAAUGCAUGUGGCUAACGAUAACACAGACAAGGUCUGUUUCAAUAUAAAGUUUUUUUUUGUAAAGGCCAUAAGACCUUUUAUUCACAUAUUUUCUAUUAAUAAAAUUUGACAUUUUUCUAUAAAAAUGGUUGCGGGAUUUAUGGGCAAAAUUAUCUUUAAAGCUAUUUCUCAAAAUUUCCUUAUGAAUUAUAUAAAAAAUACUUAAGAAGUAGAUUUUAACACUUGUGUUAUUGAAAAAAAAAAAUUGUACUGGGAAAUGUCAUGAAAUGAAAUAAACAAAAAAAAAACUAAUGAAA